Molecule: messenger RNA, 2574 nt
Organism: Sugiyamaella lignohabitans
Lineage: Eukaryota; Fungi; Ascomycota; Dipodascomycetes; Dipodascales; Trichomonascaceae
Gene: RAD16
Product: DNA repair protein RAD16
Exons: 1
Coding region: 1-2574 (857 amino acids)
Molecular function (GO): ATP-dependent chromatin remodeler activity; metal ion binding; ATP binding
Source: RefSeq, a predicted model, not a curated record
AUGUCGUCGGGGUCGGCGUUGUCGACACCGCCGUCAAGCAUCGAGGACGAUGAGGACUGGCUUUCGAUGCCCAUGUCGAGCCGACAGGCGGCCGAUCUGCUCGGGGUGGUAGACAGCAACAACGGCAGCGGGACUAAAAGAAAGCGGCCAGCAGCUAAAAAAAAGAGCCCGAGACAGGUGGCUCGAGAUGCGCUGAAUAGUGCUGUGAACGGUGAGGAGUUUCGACUCACUCCCGAGCCGACUGCUAAGAAAACUCCAAGGAAACCUCGAAUGAAAGUGGCGUCUUCCUCAGAAGAUGCUGAUUUUGAAGAAGACAACUCUGAGGUUACAAGGCCGAGAUCAGCUAGAUCUAGGAGAAAGCCACGAAUCGUCGAAGCCAGUGACAACGACAACGAUGAUGAGGAUGAUGACGAUGAAGAGUACAAAGAGAAGAGCGAUAAUUCAGCAGAUUCUGAAGAAGAAGUAGUCAAGGAAGAGGAGAUUGACGAGUUGCAAGGUGAAGAUGACAAUGUAGAAACGGCGGCAGUGGUUCCUGCACCACGUCGUCGACAACGUCGUGGAGGAAAACGAGAGCCUCGAGCACCAAAGUUACCCCGGCAUGUGGUCAUGUAUAACAGGUUAAACGAGGGUCUUCAUGAGUUCCACCCAGAACUGAAAACCAUUUUCGAAGACAUGAAAAACCGACCGGAAAUUAAACCCGAACAAAUCCCCCAGCCAGAAGGUAUGGCAUGCGAGUUACUACCGUUUCAAAGGGAAGGUCUAAACUGGCUCAUCAAGCAAGAGCAAGGAAUGUAUAAAGGAGGAAUCUUGGCAGAUGAGAUGGGAAUGGGUAAGACCAUUCAGACAGUAGCUUUGCUGAUGACGGAUCCUAGUGAUGCUCCUCCAACCCUCGUAGUAGCACCCACAGUUGCUUUGAUGCAGUGGAAGCACGAAAUUGACUUGCACACCCAGGGCAAGCUAUCAGUGUUACUCUACCAUGGUCAAAAUCGUAGCUCGGAUGAGAGUGUCAUUCAACAACAUAGAAUUGUUCUAACCACAUAUGCGGUUUUGGAGUCAGUGUUUCGUAGACAGGUACUCGGAUUUACUCGUAAGGGUAGCGAAAAAAAAGUCCGGCAAAAGUCCCCAUUGCACCAAAUCCAUUGGAACCGGAUAGUUUUGGACGAAGCGCACAAUAUCAAAGACCGCCAGUCCAACACCGCCAGAGCCGUGUUUAAUAUGAAAGCCAACUAUCGAUUGUGCUUGUCUGGUACGCCGUUGCAAAAUAGAAUAGGAGAGAUUUACUCACUCAUGCGAUUCUUGGGUAUCGAACCGUUUUCCAAAUACUAUUGCUCGAAAUGUGAUUGUGAAAGUCAUACGUGGAACUUUGGUAGUAGUUAUCACUGUGAGAUCUGUAACCAUGUGGUGAUGCAUCAUGUUAACUUUUUUAAUCAUUCGCUUUUAAAACACAUUCAAAGAUACGGAUUUAAGGACGAAGGAGGGGUGGCCAUGGGCAGGUUGAGGAGUGUUUUGAGUCAAAUUAUGCUUAGAAGAACUAAAAUGGAGCGUGCCGACGAUCUUGGACUGCCGCCACGGGUGGUAGAAAUCCGACGUGACUACUUUAAUGAAGAAGAGAAAGAUUUAUAUUCAUCGGUAUACUCUGAGUCGAAUCGCAAGUUCAACACAUAUGUGGCAGCCAAUGUGGUUCUUAACAACUAUGCUAAUAUUUUCACUCUGAUUACAAGAAUGCGACAAAUAUCCGACCACCCGGAUCUUGUUCUGAGACGAACCAUUGGCAAUAGCGAAGACGCAGAUGCCAUCAACCGUCUUGUUUGUAAGAUCUGUGAUGAUGAAGCUGAGGAGGCUAUCCAGUCCAAAUGUCAUCACACGUUCUGCCGUCUGUGUAUCAAGGAAUACGUCGAGGGAUGGACCGGUGACCAGUCAGAGCUCGAAUGUCCUGUGUGUCACUUGCAACUGACUAUUGAUCUCACGGCGCCAGCAAUUCAAGCUGAUGAGAGUCUAGUCAAAAAGGGUAGUAUUGUCAACAGAAUCAACAUGACUGGCGGUUGGCGAAGUUCCACGAAAAUCGAGGCUCUAGUGGAAGAACUUUAUAAAUUACGCAGUGACCGUCAGACAAUCAAGUCGAUUGUUUUCAGUCAGUUCACGAGUAUGCUUGAUUUAGUGGAAUGGAGACUCAAGAGAGCGGGAUUCCAAACUGUCAAACUACAAGGAAGUAUGUCACCCACUCAAAGAGAUAAUAUUAUCCGUCAUUUCAUGGAAACGCCUUCGGUAGAAGUGUUUCUGGUUUCCUUGAAAGCAGGAGGUGUUGCGCUCAACCUGUGUGAAGCUUCACAAGUGUUUAUUCUCGACCCCUGGUGGAACCCGUCUGUAGAAUGGCAAAGUGGAGACCGUGUGCACCGUAUUGGCCAGCACCGUCCCGUCAAGAUCACCCGUCUGGUCAUUGAAGACAGUAUCGAGUCGCGUAUCAUCGAGCUCCAAGAAAAGAAGGCCCAGAUGAUCCAAGCUACCAUCGAGUCCGACGACGGGGCCAUGAACAAGUUGACCCCCGCCGACAUGCAAUUCUUGUUCCAGAACUAG